Messenger RNA from Aspergillus homomorphus CBS 101889, 859 nucleotides. RefSeq names its product MARVEL domain-containing protein. The transcript has 4 exons. Gene Ontology annotation, cellular component: membrane. The record is from RefSeq and is a predicted model, not a curated record. The coding region runs from base 196 to 717 and encodes 173 amino acids. Lineage: Eukaryota; Fungi; Ascomycota; Eurotiomycetes; Eurotiales; Aspergillaceae.
CUCCUUCGAGAUUUCGUACCAUCCUUACCUCGCAGAAUGAGAUCAUGGACUUUCGAGAUAAAGAAAAUGCGGGGCAGGGGCUCGCGGUCGCUCCAGCCCUUUGCUCUACACUUUAUAACGACCCAGACCUCCCCGAUUAUCCUAAUCAGGUUCAUGAUCUGCAAGCGGAUGUUGUGCCGUUAAAGCUUCAUUAUCAUGGAGAACUUCUACAGCCAUCCGAUGGGCAUCGCGGCCUGGUUCCCUCGCGUUAUCGAGUAUAUCAGCGCGGUCAUCGUCCUCGGAAUCAGCGCCUGGGCAGUUCGAGAGACGAAGACCGUCACUGUCAUCUACACCUUGGUCAUUUCUGUCGUCAGCCUUGUCGUCACCUCCGUCGCGCUUUUAUUCAGCUGCAUGAUAAGGCGCCAAAGAUGGCACAUCUGGCCUAUUCUCGUAACCGACGGCGUGAUGUCUUACUUAUGGCUCGUCUCCUUCGUGUUUCUGGCACAGAACUUCAACGCCGUCAGCUGCCGGGUGAUCCUCUGGAACGGCCUGACGGUCUGCAGCCGGAAGUACGCUGCUGAGGCAUUCAGCUUCAUCGCAUUCUUCUGUUCCCUGGUGGCUCUGGGCCUCGACAUCGGAUACAUCUACUGGGGUAAGCCGAAGACCCCGCCUCCGAUGGAGCAGCGAAGAUACGAGGAGCAGUUGAGCCAGAAUCUGGAGACUGCCGGGCUGAGAUAGUGGCUGUCGUAGUGUAAGGGUGCUACCUGUCUCGGGAAUGUUCGGUUCUGGGUAACACGGGCCCCGCGAUCGAGUCUAUGAUGUCAGGUUGGUUCUGUGAAACGUGCUUCUAUUUUUUCCCCUUCUAAUCACUUAAUAAGGU